Messenger RNA from Epinephelus moara (kelp grouper), 3720 nucleotides. Its product is annotated as inward rectifier potassium channel 2-like. The record is from RefSeq and is a predicted model, not a curated record. The transcript is spliced from 2 exons. Lineage: Eukaryota; Metazoa; Chordata; Actinopteri; Perciformes; Serranidae. Gene Ontology annotation, molecular function: inward rectifier potassium channel activity. Gene Ontology annotation, biological process: regulation of monoatomic ion transmembrane transport; potassium ion import across plasma membrane. Bases 379 to 1695 code for a protein of 438 amino acids. Gene Ontology annotation, cellular component: plasma membrane.
AGAAUUUGCAGCGCCAGACGGGAAGCUAAGUGAGCAUAAUAAAAGAGCAGCGAGAAGAAAAGGGACGCAGGGUGCAUAUGGGACUUAUUACAACAAGGAAACGGCAGAUUUGCGCCGCGAGGACCAACAGCCCACUUCACUGAUGAGGUCCAAAGCAGCCGUCGGAUAGGAGUGACCUGCCCUCACGAAAGGUGCACAGCACGCCUGCAGAAGCACAGGCCCGCUCUCCCCUGUUCCCUGCAGGAUCUGGUCCUGUUCUCCACGAUUUCCGCUUGAGUUUGUCCCCAGGAUAAUUCAAAACUGUUUCUCCUACGCUUCUACCAAAAACUUAGACUGUUUUCCAAAGCAGAAUCGGCCCAGCCCUCCCAGGCGGAAGCGAUGGGGAGUGUGCGAAGCCACCGUUACAGCAUUGUGUCCUCCGAGGAAGAUGGCAUGAAGCUGGCUGCUAUUGCCGUCCCGAAUGGCUACGGAAAUGGCAAUGUCAACAAGGUGCACACAGAGCACCAACAUCAGAGCCGCUUUGUCAGGAAGGAUGGCCACUGCAAUGUGCAGUUUAUCAAUAUGAGUGAGAAGGGCCAGCGGUACCUGGCAGAUAUCUUCACCACCUGCGUGGACAUCCGCUGGCGCUGGAUGCUGCUCAUAUUCUGCCUUUCUUUCCUGCUGUCAUGGUUGUUUUUUGGCUUUGUGUUCUGGGUAGUGGCACUCUCUUACGGGGACUUAGAGAAUGAGACUCAGAUGUGUGUCUCCAAUGUGGACAGCUUCACCGCUGCUUUCUUGUUUUCAGUGGAGACACAAACCACUAUUGGCUAUGGUUAUCGCUAUGUGACAGAGGAGUGCCCUGUCGCUGUCUUCAUGGUCGUCUUCCAAAGCAUUGUGGGCUGCAUAAUUGAUGCUUUCAUCAUCGGUGCUGUCAUGGCCAAGAUGGCCAAGCCCAAAAAGAGGAAUGAGACCCUAGUGUUCAGCCAUUAUGCCACAGUGGCCAUGAGGGACGGUAAACUUUGUCUGAUGUGGCGCGUGGGAAACCUGAGGAAGAGUCACCUGGUGGAGGCCCACGUCAGGGCCCAGCUACUCAAGUCCCGCACCACCGCAGAGGGAGAGUUCAUCCCCCUGGAUCAGGUAGACAUUGAUGUAGGCUUUGACAGUGGCAUCGACAGAAUCUUCCUGGUGUCUCCAAUCACCAUUGUGCACGAGAUUGAUGAGGACAGCCCGUUCUAUGAGAUGAGCAAACAGGAUUUGGAGACAUCAGAGUUUGAGAUCGUUGUGAUUCUGGAGGGCAUGGUGGAAGCUACAGCCAUGACAACUCAGUGUCGGAGCUCCUAUGUGGCCAGCGAGAUCCUCUGGGGCUACCGCUUCGAGCCGGUGCUCUUUGAAGAAAAGAACUACUACAAAGUGGACUACUCUCGCUUUGACAACACCUACGAGGUGCCCAGCACACCCCACUGUAGUGCCAGGGAACUAGCAGAGAAAAAAUCCGACGCCUCCAGCUCGAGGAACUCCUUUUGCUACGAGAACGAGGUGGCACUCGAAAAAGUCGAGAUGGAGGAGGAGUUCGACGAGGAGGAAAACAGGGAGAUAAGGGGUGCUGAGGUCUGUGCACUCGAGGACACAAACACAGACAUGGUGUCAGACUCUGAAUGCAAUCUGGACUCUUUGCCUUUAGAAUCAAGGCCUUUGACAGCAGAAUCAGAAAUAUGACUGCAGGGGUGAAGAAGGGUACCACAGUGAUCAAACUAGCUUGAAUUUGGUCCCGAUUGCUGUUGUUUAUUAUGCAUGACAGUUUGUAAAAGACUGUGAUUAGAGUAUGAAGUUCUCUAUGCAGAAGCUCACGCACAAGACACCAUGGGAAUCCAGACAUGUUAUACUGUUUUUGGUGAAAGUGGUGAUAAAUGAACUGGUUGCAUAGAGCCUGAGGGACAAAAUGGGCUAGACGCCUUCACUUCUACUUAGUGCAGUCUUCCCUCCUUAAUAUAUUUCAGCAGAAUAGCCAAUUGGGUUCAGAGAAAUUGCUAUGUUUACAAGAGAAAUACAGUUUCUAAUUAAUUUAUGUGCAGUUUGCACAUUUUGCAUUGAGCAUCCUGGUAAUAAUAGGUCUUAUUUUGAGGCCUAAUUGCACAUAAGAUGGUGACUGGCUUAAAUAAUUAAAUAUAGAUUCAAAAAAAAGAUUUGAACCUGAAACUUUGAGAUUUGCCAACCAAAAUUUGAAUAUAUUUUUACUAAUUAUAAGGUCAAGAAUCUUGUUUUAAAGGCUCCUAAAAAACAGGCUAUUGUUUGUUAAUGAGCUGGUCUCUUAGCAAAGUAUAUUUACAGCCCUGUUCGGCGUGGUGGUCUUGGUGUUGUUCUCAUGGCGUGACGCAGGAAAGAGAUGUCUCGCACAGAUUACGAGCACAAGUACACUACGCUCCUCAACCCAUUAUCUCGUCGAAGUAUAGCAUCUUUUGCAACGUGUGCCUUUACAAAAGUCUCAGUACUGGUGGAGGCACUCUGAGCACACACUGCAAUAGAUGUCACAGGAAGAAGAAGCACUAAGAGGUGAUUUACUGUGCAGUAUACUGACACUCCUUGCGGGUUUUCAUGUUCUGAUGUGCAAUACAGUCAGUGGUGGAGCGUGACAGGUACCCUGAGCCGAGGUUACGAAUGUUGAUGAUAAGUGCUGCUAAGUUACAUAUUGUACGUUUAGAGGGAAAUCUAGAAGCCAAAAUGUAUUAUUUGUCUUUUAAAGUAUCCAUUUUGAAGAUGCAGUCUAUAAUGUUAUUUCUAGAUGUAGACGAGCAUGAUCCUGUCAGUGUGUUUUCCAAAGCUUUAGUGCACUUUCUUUUCCUCACCAGAGAAUUUACCCCCCCAGAACAGUAGUAACUGUUUAAUAACCCAAAGCCAAAUGUGUACAUAUAUAUAGGAGACAACAACCGUAACUCAUCUGUUAGUUGAUGUUGAUUUAAAACCCUAACUGUUCCUCAUCUAACAGUGACUGCUGGCUGUUGAAACACUGAAUUAGUUGAUUUUGACUUUAGUCUGCUUUAUAUUAACAUCAGUGUUCUUGGUGCUGCAGACGUGCAGAAUUUGGACACAUGUUACCACUGCGGGUGAAGUUUGUUGUUUCUAAAUGGACCCAUGCUUUCUAAAGAUCAAGUCCGCUGAUUAAUAAUACAGUCACAAUGUAGCACACUUGACUUCAGUCUUACACAAGAUUGAGCUUUAAUGUUUUUGAGCAGUUAUUGUGACACAUUCUUGCUUGGAUCAGUGGAGGCCAGAACACUGUACUGCUUCUCUGGUAAGGAAAUCAUUAAGGGUCCAGUGUGUAUGAUUUAGGGGCAUCUAAUGGUAGAAAUGGUGCAUAAUAUUCAUAGUUAUGUUCUCAUUAGUAUGCAACAAUCUAAAAAUAAGAAUAGUGAUUUGUUACAUCAGAACGAGCCGUUUAUAUCAACAUACAGAGCGGGCCCUCUUCCACAGAGUUUGCCAUGUUGUUUCUACUUGAGCCCAGACUGGACAAAUCAAACACUAGCUCUAGAAAGGACCAUUCGCAUUUUUGUGUCCACCACCGAGAAGUUUCAGUUGUGCAAACUAACUGCCAGAUGCCACGUAAUCCUACACACCAGACCUUUAAAUGAAACCAUUUUAUCUGUUCUCACAUUGAAAAUUCUCCUGUCUUAGGUCUUUAUUUUUCUACCAGGGUCCUCCCACCUUCCUGCACAAACCAGAGACUGUACAGAUUUUUUUUAUCUU